Molecule: messenger RNA, 890 nt
Organism: Closterium sp. Naga37s-1
Lineage: Eukaryota; Viridiplantae; Streptophyta; Zygnematophyceae; Desmidiales; Closteriaceae
Source: the annotation of a GenBank genome assembly
AUGGCGGGCGCAAUGCGAUCCACGAGUCAUUUUGCGAUCACGGCAGCGGCACUGGUGCUUCUUUCCCUCUGCGCCGCAGCGGCGUGGCCGUGCGUGGCGGCCAUGGACGGCGCGUAUCGCCCUUUCCACAGCGCUACCGGAGGCACGCCCCAGCUCACUCCGCAGCCCCGCCGUGCUGGCACUGGCAGCAGCAGGCGGCAACUGCAGGGCGUGGGGGGGGCGAUCAUGUACAAGAACAGUGGGCCGGUGAUGUUUGCGAACGUGUCGGUGAACUUUAUCUGGUACGGCGGGGCCAUCGCGGAGGAGGCGAAGCAGGCCAUGCGCAACUUCGUGCGCGGCCUCACCAACACCUCCGACCCUGCCAACACACUGCCGCUGUGGUGGAACAUCAACCGGCGGUACACCAACAACAUGCCGCGCAACGUGACGGGCAACAUCACGCUGGGGCGCGAGCUGGUGGUGGCGGGCGGGGACCUCCCCACCUACAACGCCACGCUGAGCGUCGUGAGGGACGCCAUCGCUGCGGGGCUGCUCAACCUGAGCGCCAACGAGAUCACGUUCCUGGUGACCGCCAACACCAUCGCACAGACGGGCACACGCAGCGACGCCACCAAGGCGUACUGCGUGGACUACUGCUCGUGGCACAGCUUCUUCGCGUACAACAGCACCAACAUCAAAUUCGUGUGGCUCGCCGACCCCACUGACAGCUGCAACCGGUGUGGGGCGCCAACCGAGGUGUUCAACUACUGGCAGGUGCCGCACGGCACGGCGCCGGUGGACGGGCUGGUGAACCAGGUGGCGUACCACAUGGCCGCCACCACCACCAACUGGGACCUCAGGACCUGGUCCGACUCCAACUCCUACGAAAACGCUCAGAAGUGCUACGGCUG